UCCGAGUGGCAGACCGAGAUCUCAUCUCGUCUCGUCGCCUCGUGUCCUCCUCCCUCCAUAUUCUUCCCCAAAACAGCCAAACCGAAAAAGAUUCCCCGUCCACGCCUCUCCGAACCCUAACCCCGCCGAUUCCCAUGGCCACCCACCCGCGAUCUCCCCACGCCCUCCUCGGCGGCGGCGCAGUCGCCGACGUGCUGCUGUGGCGGCGGAGGAACGCGUCGGCGGCGGCCGUGGUGGGCGCCACGGCGGUGUGGUUCGUCUUCGAGCGCGCGGGCUACAGCUUCCCGUCGGUCCUGGCCAACGCACUGCUCCUACUUGUCGCCAUCCUCUUCUUCUGGGCCAAGUCCGCAUCGCUGCUCAACAGGCCUCUUCCACCUCUUCCUAAUCUAGAGGUUUCAGAUGUGGUUGUCGAGAAAGCUGCAGAUCAUGCUCUUGUAUGGAUCAACAGGGUGUUGGCUGUUGGCCAUGAUAUUGCCAUCAAGAGAGAUAGGAAAGUUUUUAUACAGGUGAUAUUGAUUUUGUGGGUGGUCUCAUACAUUGGAAUGCUCUUCAACUUCCUUACGCUCAUUUACAUUGGGGUAAUGCUUUCUCUGUUGGUUCCACCAUUGUAUGAGAAGUACCAAGAUCGUGUUGAUGAAAAGGUUGGUGUAGCACACAGUGUACUAUCAAGGCACUUAGAUUCCAUCAUUAGCAGGACUGGGCAAUCAACCAAGCAAAAGAAGACUGAGUAAAAGAAAUAUUUUGCCGUAUUUGGAACAUCUCUGGUUGUCCGGAGCAGUUGGCCAUGGGUCUUUCAUCCUUGACUAUUCAUACUUGUGUGAACCUCCACUAAAAUUAGUUUUCAAUAUGCAAGAUUAAACAUACCAUGAUUGACUGCUGAUAUGAGGUUUUGAUGUACGCUGUUCUAUCUGAGAAAUGGAAUGAUCUGUGUAUUUUUUUCACUAAGAACCUGAAACAUGCUGAGGUUUACAAUAGGUGCUUAUCUUAUUGGCGAUGCCAUAUCUUUCUAUGUGAGAUAUUGCAGCUUGCAGCACAUACAGAUGUUUGGGAUA
Molecule: messenger RNA, 1052 nt
Organism: Phragmites australis (common reed)
Lineage: Eukaryota; Viridiplantae; Streptophyta; Magnoliopsida; Poales; Poaceae
Product: reticulon-like protein B11
Exons: 6
Coding region: 135-731 (198 amino acids)
Source: RefSeq, a predicted model, not a curated record